GUUGUUGGUGAUGACAUGAAAAUAUUGUUGUUGCUGCUGGAGGCUGCGGAGACGGACAGGGAGCACCGAGCACCGAGCACCGAGCACCGGGCUGACGGCUCACAGAGAACACAAACCCGUUAUUUGUGUUUUUAUUUCAUAUUUUAUUUGUCACAGCAGCUGCGUGCGCGGACAGACGCCAUGUCGGUGAAUAUGGACGAGCUCAGACAUCAAGUCAUGAUCAACCAGUUUGUUUUGACGGCGGGCUGCGCCGCAGACCAGGCGAAGCAGCUGCUCCAGGCGGCCCACUGGCAGUUUGAGACGGCCUUAAGCUCCUUCUUCCAGGAGGCCAACAUCCCCAGCCACCACCACCAGAUGAUGUGUACUCCCAGAAACACUCCUGCCACGCCGCCCAACUUCCCGGACGCCAUCACCAUGUUCUCCAAACUUCGGGCGUCAGAUUGCAGCUCCAGUGCCGGCGGCAACGCCUCCCAGGUGUCCAUGGCGUGCUCCCCGCCGGCCCCCUCCUCAGGCUUCAGCUCCUUCUGGGCCUCCUCUCCGCCGAGUCACCAGCCCGCCUGGCUGCCACCGUCAUCGCCCACCGGCCACCACAUGCACCACCACCACUACCACCACCACAUGCAACAGACUCCCAUGUGGCCCCCCGUGUCUCAGCCCAGCGGCUCCCAGCAGACGCCCGUCGUAACGGCGCUCCAUGGCCAGAGAUGAGGCUGAGCGGCGGGCUGUGGGGGGCGGGGCGGGGGGCUUGGCGGCCAAAUGAAUCUGAUCUGGGAGGGGGAGGGUGGGGGUGUCUGAGGGAGGGGGGUGGAUGUGUGGGACGAGAGGACGUGGACAAAGACAAAGACACUGCUGUUUCCUCUCUUUGACUUUCUAAACUGAAGACGAGCACGUCGUCUUCAUCACGAGUCAUCAAGCCGAGGAAGAACCUGCAGGUCGCCAACGACAUCAUCAGACGUUUGGCGGGAAAAUGCAGAAACUCUUUUUUUGUUUUUUUGUUUUUCAUCAUCAAUGCAAAGAAACCCGACAGACGCUCGCCGAGGAGCCGAGUCAUGUGACCUGUCCGAGUGCUUUGUUUGUUUUUUAGAGAUAACGUGACUGGAAGUCGUCGCAAUAACCAGCAGAUAAACACAAGGGUGGAGAAGGUCGUGGAUGGAGAACGUGUACAGAGCAGAGAGGAUCACGUCUGAGCGACGUAACCAUAAAGUGGCGUUUUUAAUUUACAGCCAUAAACUCGGCGAAGUGCCGACACUGAACUCACAUCCUGAUGAUGUCACUUCCUGCCGCGCUGAAACUGAAAUAUUCUGCCCGCUGCUCGCUGACGUCAUCACGUCGCUCCGUCGGCUCAGUUUGAAUAAAUCAACAUUAUUUUAUAUUUUUAUACAAACCUUGUGUUCACGACACUUUCUGGCUUCCUGCAGAUAAAACGACCGCCGUCACUCAGGAAACGGGUUCAGCAUCUUCGCGCCGCAGCAGACAGAAUAUUUCAUUUAUCCAGAAAAAGCUUCAGAGCGGCAGGAAGUGUUGAACAGAAUCUGUCGAUCAGAGGCGACGACCGAUCGAUUCAUCGAUGAUCAAAAUAUUGGACAGCUGAUCGAGUAAUCGGCUGAUGAACUGUAAAGAAAAUGUUGGUAAAGUUUGCAAUAAUCAGAUGAUUUGAGGACGAGCGGCCGCGUCGAUCACGCCGUCUUGUUUUGAGUUUAGUGGCGCCGCGUUGUGGCGUGGGUUUCCUGCAUGACUAUGAGGCAGUUUGUAAAUAAAACCUCAGCCAAAAGUUUCCACUUCCUCCUCCGAUGACACAAAAGACGCACAUAAUUCUGAUUUUAAGAAUAUUUUGGACGCGGAUGGCGUCUACCUCCGCCAUGUCUGUCUGUCUGUCUGUCUGUCUGUCUGUCUGUCUGCGGGGGGGUUAGAGGCCAACUCAGUGAUUUUCCACACAACCUUUCAGACGCUCAACCACUCCUACCUCUGUCUGUCUGAAUGGGAGAGGCCGCUCGUGCUCUGAAUGUAUCAGACAGGAUCAAACAAGUCCAAACAGCAGCAGCUCGAGGACGGACGGACGCCUCAGCAGAUCUGAGCUCAGUCCAGAGUCCUGAAUGAUUGUUCAGAUCCACAAAAACCUCGAUGAGACUUUUUUUUUUUUUUUUCUAUCAGCUGUCCUCGUCUCACGUCCGUCGCACAGAAAUCACCUGCAGGUAGAAAUCAGAGUCACGUUCACGUGUUUGUGAAAGAGAGACAAUCAGCUGUUUCCUGUUUGUUUGUUCAGUUUCGGGGAGGUCGGCUCAGUGAAUAAAAUACAAACUCUUAUUUUAAGAAUGAAACUGAGUGGACGAUGUUUGUGCUGUCUGCAGACGUGUUUGACGUUUAGUUUCUCGUGUUCUCGAGCUGUUCACCUGUUCACCGUCUGCAGACUUCUCAAACACAGCGAGGUCCUUUUUAAUCAGGCGGGUGGACGAGUCGAGGUGAAGCAUGUUGAAUGUGUGAAACGUGCUGACCUCGGUGACGGGCUGUGUGGUCGCUGAACGAGCUGCAGGUUCGGGAGGUUUUCGGGGUCUUUGUACGAGCUUCCUUCGGAGUGGCUCUCCACGCCGCGGUGGGCAGUGAUCAUGGGGUUCUGACCCGUGUCCUUAAUGUAGGCAGUCACAUGAUUUACAGGCUGGGGCUUACCUCCCAUUCAACAUUUCUUUUGCUCUUACCAAGUGGAUGACGGUCUUUUGUUUCUCAGACUCACUCUGUUCUAAUCCAUGGCUCUUUUUAUAGAGAUUUCUCUCAAGUACUUUUGUGUUCAUUUCCUCUGUUGAAAUUUGUAUUUAUAUGUUUAAUAAAACAAGGUAUGAUCUGCUG
Messenger RNA from Larimichthys crocea (large yellow croaker), 2841 nucleotides. It is a transcript of the gene ubald2, whose product is annotated as UBA-like domain containing 2. The record is from RefSeq and is a predicted model, not a curated record. NCBI's taxonomy places the organism in Eukaryota, Metazoa, Chordata, Actinopteri, Sciaenidae. Gene Ontology annotation, molecular function: protein binding. The transcript is spliced from 3 exons. The coding region runs from base 16 to 708 and encodes 230 amino acids.